Messenger RNA from Pistacia vera, 4803 nucleotides. Its product is annotated as protein NAP1. Gene Ontology annotation, cellular component: SCAR complex. Lineage: Eukaryota; Viridiplantae; Streptophyta; Magnoliopsida; Sapindales; Anacardiaceae. The record is from RefSeq and is a predicted model, not a curated record. Gene Ontology annotation, biological process: cortical actin cytoskeleton organization; cell morphogenesis; cell projection assembly.
CUAGACCAACUACUCUCAAUCUCUCAUCUCUGUCUCUCUCUCUCAAACCUCCUGAUUCUUACUUAUUACUUUCAAAGGCCUCAGAUCUGAGCUUCAUGCUUUCACAUAAACUCACGCUCGCUCUUCUCUUCAACUUCAACCUGUGAAUUCUAAGUGAAUAAAUCUGGACAUGUGGUACAAAGGGCUUGUGUAGGGUAAUAUUUUUAAGCUUUACAGGAUUUUGACCGUAACUCCGACUUCUGAUUGUAAAAAAUUAAGAGAGGAUUGAUUUCAUUUAUUCAUGGCAAAAUCGAGGCAACAUUUUUAUGCCCAAGAUGCAUCAUUGUCACCUACUGCUGUGAGGUCGAGGGAAUGGGAGGGUCCAUCGAGAUGGACAGAGUACUUAGGUCCUGACACAAAUUCUCCAGUGUCAUCAAGAACCUCUAGAAAUGGGAGUCUUGAUGGACAGAGCCAGGGUGGUUUGGGUGGAUCACACAGGGGUUUGAACAUGCAGUGGGUGGUCCAACUUAUUGAAGUGGCCGAUGGAUUAAUGGCCAAGAUGUAUCGGUUUAAUCAAAUAUUGGACUAUCCAGAUCCGGUCGGUCAUGUGUUUUCUGAAGCAUUCUGGAAAUCAGGCGUGUUCCCGAACCAUCCAAGGAUAUGUUUAUUACUAUCAAAAAAGUUUCCAGAGCACUUUAGCAAAUUGCAACUUGAACGUGUGGAUAAAGCUGCUUUGGAUGCCAUGCAUGACAGUGCAGAAGUUCAUUUACAGAGCUUGGAACCAUGGAUUCAGUUGCUUCUUGACUUGCUGGCAUUUCGUGAACAAGCUCUGCGACUUAUACUGGAUCUAAGUAGUACUGUUAUUACCCUCUUGCCUCAUCAGAACUCACUUAUACUACAUGCUUUUAUGGAUGUCUUUUGUUCCUUUGUCCGCGUUAAUCUUUUCUCUGAGAAGAUGCCAAGGAAAAUGAUGCUGCAAGUGUAUAACCUUUUACAUGCCAUGUCAAGAAAUGAACGAGACUUUGAUUAUUAUCAUCGGUUGAUUAUGUUUAUAGACUCAUAUGAUCCACCAUUGAAAGGGUUACAAGAAGACCUAAAUUUUGUGAGCCCACGUAUUGGGGAGGUACUGGAGGCUGUUGGUCCUAUUAUUUUCUUAUCUACAGAUACAAGGAAGCUGAGAAAUGAGGGAUUUCUGAGUCCAUAUCAUCCUCGAUACCCAGACAUACUCACAAAUAGUGCUCACCCCAUGAGAGCCCAAGAUCUUGCAAAUGUUACUUCUUAUCGAGAAUGGGUAUUACUUGGAUAUCUUGUUUGCCCUGAUGAGCUGCUUCGCGUUACUAGCAUUGAUAUUGCUCUGGUUGUACUGAAGGAAAAUUUAGUUCUUCCACUGUUUAGAGAUGAGGUGAUUCAGAUAUGAUGUGAAUUUUAUUUUGCAUUUCUAAAUUCUUCUUUUGUGGUGGCUUAUACUGUUGCUAUUGUUAUGCAGUAUGUACCAUUGCAUGAGGAUUAUCAGUUAUAUGUUUUGCCGCGAAUAUUAGAAUCGAAAAAGAUGGCAAAAUCUGGACGUACUAAGCAAAAGGAAGCAGAUUUGGAAUAUAGUGUGGCAAAGCAGGUUGAGAAGAUGCUAAGUGAGGUUCAUGAGCAAGCAAUUUUAUCAUGUGAUGUGAUACACCGGGAGAGGAGAAUAUUAUUAAAGCAAGAAAUUGGAAGGAUGGUAAUCUUUUUCACUGAUCAGCCAAGUUUAUUGGCUCCAAACAUCCAGAUGGUAUUUUCUGCUUUGGCUCUAGCUCAAUGUGAGGUGAUCUGGUACUUUCAACAUGUUGGAGUUGCAACAUCAAAAUCUAAAACUGCUCGAAUUGUACCAGUGGACAUAGAUCUAAAUGAUCCAACUAUUGGAUUCUUGUUAGAUGGAAUGGAUCGCCUGUGCUGUCUAGUGCGCAAGUAUAUUGCAGCAAUUCGAGGUUAUGCAUUAUCAUAUCUCUCUUCCUGUGCUGGUAGAAUCCGGUUUUUACUUGGAACUCCUGGAAUGGUGGCCCUUGACCUUGACUCAACUUUGAAAAGACUUUUUCAGCAGAUAGUUCAGAAACUUGACCACAUACCAAAACUACAGGGUGAAAAUGUAUCUGCCAUCACAUGCGAUCUAUCUGACUUUCGUAAGGAUUGGUUAUCAAUAUUGACGAUUGUCACAUCUGCUCGGUCAUCUAUUAACAUAAGACAUUUGGAGAAAGCUACUGUCUCCACAGGAAAGGAAGGAUUACUAUCUGAAGGAAAUGCGGCAUACAAUUGGUCCAGAUGUGUGGAUGAACUGGAGUCUCAGUUAUCAAAGCAUGGAAGUCUCAGAAAGCUGUAUUUCUACCACCAACACCUUACAGCGGUUUUCAGGAACACUAUGUUUGGUCCAGAAGGACGUCCUCAGCAUUGCUGUGCAUGGCUUGGUGUGGCAAGUAGUUUUCCAGAGUGUGCUUCUCCAAUUGUUCCUGAAGAGGUUACUAAAAUUGGGCGGGAUGCAGUCCUAUAUGUUGAGUCUCUUAUAGAAUCCAUCAUGGGAGGAUUGGAGGGGCUGAUCAACAUUCUUGAUUCUGAAGGAGGAUUUGGUGCUUUAGAGAUUCAGCUUCUUCCAGAGCAGGCAGCAUUUUAUUUGAAUAAUGCAUCAAGAGUUUCAAUUCCUUCAGCAAAAUCUCCAAAAAUGGCAGCUGGAUAUCUGUUGCCUGGCCAUGAGAGCUAUCCUGAAAAUAAUAAUUCUAUUAAAAUGUUAGAAGCUGCAAUGCAGAGAUUGACCAACUUAUGCUCAGUGUUGAAUGAUAUGGAGCCUAUAUGUGUUCUUAACCACGUGUUUGUCCUAAGGGAGUACAUGAGGGAAUGCAUCCUUGGGAAUUUCAAGAGGAGAUUACUUGCUGUACUAAAAACUGAUAAUGAUCUUCAACGGCCUUCCAUUUUGGAAUCGAUGAUUCGCAGACACAUGAGCAUUGUCCACCUGGCAGAGCAGCAUAUUAGCAUGGACUUAACCCAGGGUAUUCGAGAAGUCUUACUCACUGAGGCCUUCACAGGACCAGUUUCUUCUCUUCACGUGUUUGAUAAACCAGCAGAGCAACUCACUGGAUCAGCAACUGAAAUUGUAUGCAACUGGUACAUAGACAAUAUUGUCAAGGAUGUAUCUGGUGCUGGAAUCCUGUUUACACCAAUGCACAAAUGCUUCAAAAGCACAAGGCCUGUUGGUGGAUAUUUUGCUGAGUCAGUCACUGAUCUCAGAGAAUUGCAAGCCUUCAUUCGACUCUUUGGUGGUUAUGGGGUGGAUAGGCUGGACAGAAUGAUGAAAGAUCAUACGGCUGCUCUUUUGAACUGCAUUGACACAUCAUUGCGUUCAAACCGUGAGCUGUUGGAGGCAGUUGCUGUCAGCAUGCAAAAUGGUGACCGAAUAGAAAGAGAGGCCUCUUUGAAGCAGAUAGUGGAUUUGGACACGCUAAUUGGAUUUUGCGUCGAGGCAGGGCAAGCACUAGCUUUUGAUAACCUUCUAGCUGAAGCUGCUGGAACCGUCCUUGAAGAAGGUGCACCAUUGAUAUACUCUUUACUUGCUGGGGUAGUUAAGCAUAUACCUGAAGAACUACCUGAAAAGAAGGAAAUCAGGAGGCUGAAGGGGUUGGCAAACAGUGUUGGUGUGGUUGCUGAUCAUGAUUCUGAGUGGGUAAGAUCAAUAUUGGAGGAGGUUGGAGGUGCACACGAUGAUUCAUGGAGUUUGUUGCCUUCCUUAUUUGCAAGCUUCAUGACCUCCAAUAUUUGGAACACCACUGGGUUCAAUGUUGACACUGGAGGUUUCAACAACAAUAUCCAUUGUCUGGCAAGGUGCAUUCAUGCUGUGAUUGCAGGACGUGAGCAUGUCAGAUUGGAACGGGAAUAUCACCAGAGACAGGCUCUCUCAAAUGGCCAUGCUGGUGAGACUUUGGAUCCUGAAAUGCAAAGCCAUGUUUCGGUGGAAGCAAGCAUCAAGUCUGCAAUGCAGGUUUUUGUCAAAUUCUCUGCAGGAAUAAUACUAGAUUCGUGGAGUGAAGCUAACAGAUCUCAUAUGGUAGCCAAGCUCAUAUUUCUCGACCAACUUUGUGAGAUAUCACCAUUCCUUCCCAGAAGUUCUCUUGAACCCCACGUUCCUUAUGCCAUUCUCCGAUCGAUAUACAGUCAGUAUUAUAUGAAUUCCCCAUCCAUACCGCUGGCAUUACUAAGCUUAUCACCCCGCCAUUCAUCUACUGUAUCAUUAUCACAUCAUGCCUCUCCCAUAACAAGGCAGCCUCGUGGCGAUUCAACUCCGCAGUAUAGUUCUAAUGAUUCUGGCUACUUCAGAGGAUCAUCAUCCCAUAGCCAGGAACACUUCUAUGAUCCCAGUAGUGGAAGCAUAAAGAGUAGUGAAGGUAGACACCGGAAUGUGCGUCGCUCUGGACCACUUGAUUACAGUUCAAGCCAGAGUAAAGUGAAUGUGCGUCGCUCUGGGCCACUUGAUUACAGUUCAAGCCGGAGUAAAGUUAAGUUCGUCGAAGGCUCAACUUCUGGGAGCACAGGCCCCAGUCCUCUGCCAAGGUUUGCAGUAUCAAGGUCUGGUCCUAUAUCAUACAAGUAGAAAAUGAUGAUGGGCACCGAAAGGAAAUGAAUGGUAAAUUAUCUACGUCUCAUGUCAGUGAUGGUUAUUUGAAUAGCAUAUGUAAUUACUAAUUACACGAAGAUUUGUUCAUACAAAUUUUGCAAAAAAGUAUGUAGAUUUACUGCACGACUUCCUCUUUGUAACAGUUUUGUUAAUGUAAGUUAAUGCCCUAUGUCAUCUUGUGUUUAGGUUGUUCA